AGGGAUUGGUUGAAAAUAGCGGGUUUCCUCUGAGUGUCGGCGUGAUCGUUCUCACUACUGUUCACACAAAGUGGCUAGUCAAACGUAUUCAUUUUUGUAGAUUACAGAAGAAGACGUCCGACGCGUAAUGUUAUUGGUCAUGAAGCUAUGAAUUUAGAAAUUGGCAUAAUCGAUCUCUACAGAGAAAGUGUAUAUCACAGACAGAUCAACUUGUCAUUCAAUUUCUUUUUGUAUUUGAUAUACUUUAAUUCUUACAUUCAUAUUCCUAGAAUUAUGGGAAAGUCUGGUGUUUUUUUGAAAAUUACCGCCCUGUAGGGCCUAACGAUUCCCUGAGUGAUCAAAACACUAUAAACAAAGUGUACUUUAAUGCGAAUUCUUAAUUUUGUCUUAUUGUUCUGUUUUACUGAUAAGUAAACAAUAUUAAGAUUCAAAGUGCCUGAUCUUGUGAUGUGUCAAAUGCGGUAUAGUGAGAUUAAAUUAUCGACCACUAGGACUUGGAAUGAUAGAUAAGACAGACUUGGACGUCUCCCCAUAUCUUUGAGUGACAGACUAAAGCUUCGAAUGAUCCAUCUCGGGAUUGGAUUUAUAAGGAAAUAACUAGGAGGAGGAGCGAAGGCAAAGAAGCGACGGGGUGAAAAUGGCGAAGAAUCGAAACGCGAAGGCGACACCUGCAUCACUUUUUCCACCAAGCACUCUCGCCAUCCCAAUCUUUGCACUUUUGUUCCUUUGUCUUCGCUUAUUCGCAAUCGGAAGCUGUCGAUGGGCCGCUGAAGAUCUUUACGACGAUAUAAAGAUGAACACACACAUCGGCCUCCAACACUUGUUGUUUUGGCAGGCUUACCAUUUCUGUAAUUGGAUUUCUGCUGUUCCAUUAGAUAAACCAACAACCAUUUCCGAUUCAGUUGGGAAUUAUUUGGAUACCAAAGGUGAUUUAUCUAAUAUCAAAAGCACAGAGAAACUUGCAGCCAUAAACGGAAAUUAUUCCGCAGGAGUUACUACCGCGGCCACUUCGAAAACUUACCAUUUGCUCAUUCAUGCAGAUGAUACCAAGCGAACACCCAAGAUUUCCAACGACUUUUCAACAACUGAAUUGCCAGCAAACCACUCAGUGAUUGACUAUACAAAUAAUGAAAACAAAAGUGCUACACUAAAACCCAAACAUGAAACUUCAAAAGAAACCAAUUUUCAUCCGUCAAUUAAAAAGCCAUCCGAGGAAAUCAUAAAUCGAAUACUUCGCGACGACAAAUUAACGACUGCGCUUUACAAUGAAAUAGACCUCUUGCAAGCUGCGAAGUCUGAAAAUGAAACCAUUCCAUCAGAAAACAAUUCAACAGUGGACAAUGGAACUCUGAUAUCCGAACACAAUGCAGUCAAUGAAUCUCGUCCUUCUAACGAAAGUACUAAUGAUACAGUUCACGGUACAAAUUCCACAACACUGAGCUCCUCCACGACAGAAACAACACUAAAAACGACAGUCACCAACACUACACAACCAACGACCAAAAACAAUGUCACAAAGGCUACGUCAACCACUAAAACUUCGCCAUCCAACAAGCAGACGACUCACGAACAACACGUGUUACAGCCGUUUACAGGAUUCGCUGAGAACGUUCCGGUCCGUCAUCAAUAUCCUCACCAUACCCAUCAUCAUCUCAAUCUUGUUCCUAUGGAAGACAGUCCGUUUGGAAAUCUUUUAUGGAAGGAUAAGAAAUAUUUGAUAAGCGUGCUGGUUCCUAUCAGUAUUGGAAUUGUGGGAGCCGGGUGUAUCAUUGGAAUGGCCUAUGUAGCUCGCUAUUGCUACAGAAACGAGAGACAAGUUCAAAUGAUGAAAGAGAGAAUCACACAGUCCCAGGCACCCCACUCCGAUAACAUUGUUCUGCUGGACGACUCAGAUGACGAAUUUUAGAAUACCAUCCAGAUAUUGAACUCUUUGAUAUUAGACUAAUUGCGAAGCUGAGACUGGGAAACAGUGAUUUGUUGAAGCGCUGUCAACAACGGAUGCAGUGAAAUCACUCGAGAAUGUUGUAAUAGAGAGGUAAUCAACGGCAGAAAUUGUCUCCCGAAAUUAAAAGGGGAAAGUAAUUACAUGCGCUGUCUCUCCUUGUCCUUUAACGACUCUCUCUCUCUCUCUAUCUAUCUAUCUUCGCUCUCUCUCUCUCUCUCUCUCUCUCUCUCUCUCUCUCUCUCUCUCUCUCUCCCAAGUCUUCUUUAUAUAAAGUCAGAAAUCGUUUAUAUUCUUCCUUUGAAUAUUGACUGACGUUGUUAAAGGAAUGAUAUGUGUCGGAGUGUAUACUUUUAUAUGUAAAACUCUGUAAGUUUAUAUCUGAUUAUUGUUUUUCAAGAGCUCUUUUUAUUGGUAUACACUUGAGUCAAAUGAUAUUUCACCUAUUUUAUACCAAUAAGAUAUUCCAUCAACAAGAUAGAUGGUAAAUAAUCAAUGUUCAAUUCAUUUGUUAUUGAAUGAAGAUACAUUUACUUCACGAUGCUUAUAUUUCCAUUCUUGUACGAGUUUGUUUUUGGUUUUUUUCUCUGUUUUACGUCCCCAGGCGAACACCUCCACACAAAAUAGUCCCACGUCUAUCUUAAUGUUGCGUUUUGUCCCGACAUAUUUCUAGCACAGUUCGAAAUAAACGUAAUUUGUUCUCUUUGAGAUGUAUUUUAUUCAUGACCAGGAAUGACUUGUCUACGAAUACGCCAAAUCUCUGUUUGCGCACGCAUUUUACAGAGAUAACAAAUAACAAUUCAAUGUGCUGAGUAUUUCAUAUUGAUUAGCCAUUUGCAAAUUAGUGUUUUCUCAAAGUGUUUGUUUUUCGCCUAACUGGAGGGUAAUAUUUUCUCCCAAAAAGUGGUUUGAUGUAAAACAGAGUUAAAAACAAAUUAUCGCAUCUGUAGAUAGCAGAAUACAUCUAAGACUUUCAUGAUUGUGUAAAUAAUAGUUAAUUAUGAUCGCUAAGAUUGCUGUUGUAUUGUUUGUGACAUUUAUUUUGAUAUAUUUCAAUAAAAUCUUGCAGUAUU
Messenger RNA from Ostrea edulis (European flat oyster), 3015 nucleotides. RefSeq lists its product as uncharacterized. NCBI's taxonomy places the organism in Eukaryota, Metazoa, Mollusca, Bivalvia, Ostreida, Ostreidae. The transcript is spliced from 6 exons. The record is from RefSeq and is a predicted model, not a curated record. The coding region runs from base 638 to 1906 and encodes 422 amino acids.